UGGCCUGCUUUGUUACAACAAGAUUGGAGUUAUCGCCAACAACUGCCAUCCGCGUGCUCGCAAAUGAAACACACACGAAUCUGGCCAUGAAAUCCUCCGAGUGCUCCUAUUUGUGCAGUUGUUCAGGUGGUUGUCAGCAUCGUCUGUGCGCUUUGGAACAAAGGCGCCUCGAAAAUGAUAGACGAUUUGAAGAUGUCUAUCCAGAGGGGAGCAGAAGGGAUGAAAAAAUUGCUCUCGAUAAUAGUCCAUCCCCAUGUCACUAUGCUUCGUUGAUCGAUUCAUCAUGUAUCUGUCGCGUAAAUGGAGACGUAUGGUGCGACGUUACUCAGAAUAUUGGACCAAAUGUCCUUUUGGACUACCAGUUUGUGCUCAGAUACGAUAGCGGAGAACUCAUAUCUGUUGUUCAGCUUCUAACUGAAAACCUGGUCAAUUCGGAACUUCAGUAUCUCAAUAGCCUCAUCAGCAUAGGGCGUCUGCUGGUUGACAUCCUACGAAACAGCACUGGAGACCGGGACUGUGGCUUGGUUUUGAACGAACACCGAAUCGAAGCUGACGCCUCCCAUGGUGCAUCGACACCUAGGCUCCUCGGUGGCGCGGAUGCACCAGACUCGUCCGAUCGGGGAAAGACCGGAUAUUUGGUUUACGCGAUAAUAACGCGGCCGAGUUUGUUGAUCGACUGGCAGUCUGCUCAUACUAAUCGGGACAGUGAUCAAGAUGCACGAUCACUAUGCGUGCAAUCUCUCAAAUUGCUGGAGCUCAUGGUUAAUAGGCGAUAUGGAGAAAUACGUUUUCCUGCUGUUUUGUCAGUGUUGAAAAGGGCCGAUAUCGUAUUUCGGUCAAAGUCAACUGGCACGACUUCUGCACAUGAAAGACCUGCCGUUUCGUUGUUGGACUCAGUAGCGGACGACCGACAAAAUGUCAACCAAGCCACCUGGAGGCAUCCGAGGACUUCGGUUGCAAAACCCUCCGGUCUCUCACACAGAUCGAACAGAGGAAAUACCCAAUCUUUCCGGUCAUGUACAUUAUCGCAUA
Molecule: messenger RNA, 1032 nt
Organism: Opisthorchis viverrini
Lineage: Eukaryota; Metazoa; Platyhelminthes; Trematoda; Opisthorchiida; Opisthorchiidae
Exons: 3
Source: RefSeq, a predicted model, not a curated record